UGCGCAAAGAAAAAAGCUUUCCGAAUGAAGUGAGUAAUAGAAUGGCGUUAACGUUCUUGUUUAUUUGAUUCGAUUUAUCUUAUUUUACAAUGAAAUACCUUUCGUAAAUCAAACUAUAGCUUUAGUUUUUACAAAGUGAAGUGUUUUUGUGUAAAUUAAUGUUUUUGGUGCCGCAAAAUUCGUGUAACGAGGCGUUUCCAUGGGCGUUAACUUCAGGCAUCUGAAAUCCAAGACUGAAAAAUGAAUCUCGACUUUAUUUGUAUAAGUUUAUUGAUAUUACAAUGUACGGCGCAAGACUACAACCCCACGUACAAUCCUGACGUGAACCAGCCCAACCCAACAAUAUCAAAUGACUACCUAAGUGGUCAGAAUGACCCUAGGUAUGACAACCCAUAUGACCCGAACAGAAGGUACCAAAAUAGGAACCAGUACAAUAAUAAUCAGAAUGUGUAUGAUCCAAAUCAGAGGUAUGACAAUAGGAAUGAUCCUAACCAAAGGUACGACACUAGGAAUGAUCCAGCGUACACUAAUCAGAACACAUUCAGCCAGGAUAAUACUCCUAGACCCUCAUGGGAUACUGGCAGGACGUAUAGUACCUCAUAUAAAAGUCCUCCCUUAGAACAGGACAGUGUCAUCAUCAAUGAAGCGACAUACUUCAUUGUAGCAUCUCGAAUGGUCAGGCCUGGCCAGAUCUACAAGAUCUCCGCCAACAUUCUGCAGGCCCGAUUGCAGAUGACUGUCCGUGCAUCCAUCGCCAGAGACGGAGUGGAGAUCGCUGAUGUGAUCCAGAGGGUCAAAGAGGGUGUGCCGGAAAUAUUGAAUAUGAGAAUCCCAGCUACUUCUGUACCAGGAGACUAUAAAUUGAGAGUGGAAGGCUUAUACCUGGAUAAUCCGUUUGGUGGCAGAGCAUUUGUGAAUGAGACCCAGCUUAUGUUCUCAAGGCGGUUCAUGACCAUUUUCAUUCAGAUGGACAAACCUGUCUAUAUGCAAGGACAAACAGUCCGAUUCCGCGCCAUUCCCAUAAACACGGAGUUGAAAGCUUUCGGCCGAGCCAUCGACGUUUAUAUUCUAGACCCCAAUGGGCACAUUAUGAAAAGGUGGCUUUCUAGACAGAGUAACUUCGGUACAGUCAGUCUGCAGUACCAGUUGUCAGACCAGCCUCUCUUCGGCAUGUGGACCAUCAAGGUGGAAGCGUUGGGACAAACGGAAGAAACACAGUUCCUAGUGGAAGAGUACUAUCAAACGCGCUAUGAGGUGAACGUAACAAUGCCAGCGUUCUUCUUCAACACGGACCCGUUCAUCCACGGGCGGAUCAUGGCCAACUACACGUCGGGCGCGCCCGUCCGCGGCAACCUCACGCUGAAGGCCACGGUGCGGCCCAUCCCGCGCUACCGGCCGCGCUACUACGACCGCGGCCAGUUCAACAACCGCGGCCAGUUCGGCCCGCCGCUGGGCCUGGGCUCCUCCUACACUAGAGAGGUGAGGUGUGACGCUCGAGGCCACGUGCGGCCCAUCCCGCGCUACCGGCCGCGCUACUACGACCGCGGCCAGUUCAACAACCGCGGCCAGUUCGGCCCGCCGCUGGGCCUGGGCUCCUCCUACACUAGAGUCCGUCCAAACUACAACCCGUACCUGUACAACGAGUCGGGCUACCAGCCUUACGACUACUACGGGCCGCUGGACGAGUACGGGCGCGCGGUCGAGCGCCGCGUGCUGCCCGGCCAGCCCAACCAGAUCGACCAGCCAGAUUGGGUCUACGACCUGCAGCAGGUCAAGACGAGGAUGUUCAACUUCCGAGGGCUACCAGCCUUACGAUACUACGGGCCGCUGGACGAGUACGAGCGGCGAGUGCUGUCCGGCCAGCCCAACCAGAUUGACCAGCCAGAUUGGGUCUACGACCUGCAGCAGGUCAAGACGAGGAUGUUUAACUUCUGUUCAAGCGAGGGCUACCAGCCGUAUGACAUCCACGGGCCGCUGGACGAGUACGGGCGGCGAGUGCUGCCCGGCCAGCCCGACUGGGUCUACGACCUGCAGCAGGUCAAGACGAGGAUGUUCAACUUCUAUGACUACUACGGGCCGCUGGACGAGUACGGGCGGCGAGUGCUGCCCGGCCAGCCCGACUGGGUCUACGACCUGCAGCAGGUCAAGACGAGGAUGUUCAACUUCCGAGGGCUACCAGCCUUACGAUACUACGGGCCGCUGGACGAGUACGAGCGGCGAGUGCUGUCCGGCCAGCCCAACCAGAUUGACCAGCCAGAUUGGGUCUACGACCUGCAGCAGGUCAAGACGAGGAUGUUUAACUUCGAUGAAAAAUACCCGUUCUGGAUGACAAAACCAGACCCACUGCAGUACAUCAACCAGAACAACCCCGACUACAAUAACUAUCAGACCAGCACUUCAUCAUACAGCAGCUAUUACAACACACCUUACGAUCAGCUGCCUUACUUGAGAUUUUUCAACGGCACCUACGACUUCAAAUACCCAAUGUCGGAGCUGGCGCAGUUAGUACCAGACUUAGACGGCGUGGAGGUCAUCAUCACAGCGUCUGUGGGCGACCCUUUCCUGGAUGAGGUCAUCGAGGGCUACAGCAUCGCCAGGAUAUUCAACUCCUCGCUGCAAGUGUCAGUGUUAGGAGGCACGCCGCAGGUCUUCAAGCCGUCCAUGCCCUUUGAUGUCUACAUGGUGGUAUCAUACCACGACGGCUCGCCGCUGCCUCCAUGGCAAGCGGCCGGCGUAUCUUUGGUGGUGAACCUGCAAGUCGAGGGUCGCGGAGGCAAUGUAGAACCGCAGUACCCCACGCUAGUAGCGGGACACGAGGCUGUAUGGCAUCUGCGAUUGGACCUAUACAAGCUGCUCAAGUUGGAGCGCGACCCGAACUACCGUGACGUGCUGAACAGCAUCACGGGCGUGCGACUCAGUGCUCAAUUAACAGACGCGCGCGGCCAGCACGCCGCGGCCGACGCGCACUUCGUGGCGCACUACAGCGCGCGCGACCAGCACCUGCGGAUUUCCACCUCCACCACCGACGCCAGGGCCCCCUCCAGGGCACUUAAACACGUCCCAAAUAUAGUUCGCCCUACCACCACUUUGGGACAAAAUAUGGGCAACAGCAUCACGGGCGUGCGACUGAGCGCGCAAUUAGCGGACGCGCGCGGCCAGCACGCCGCGGCCGACGCGCACUUCGUGGCGCACUACAGCGCGCGCGACCAGCACCUGCGGAUUUCCACCUCCACCACCGACGCCAGGGUCGGCGAGUACAUAAUAUUCCACGUGCAAAGCAACUUCUAUAUGGAAACAUUCAACUAUGUGGUGAUGUCCAAAGGCAUCAUUUUGACGACGGCACAAGAGAUCAUGCAGGACGGCGUACGCACGUUCGCCGUGACGGUGUCGGCUGAGAUGGCGCCGGUCGCGACGGUGGUGGCGUGGAGCGCGGACCGCCGCCGCCACGUCAUCGCCGACUCGCUCACAUUCCCCGUCAACGGCAUCUCCCGCAACAACUUCACAGUGUACGUGAACAACCGCAAGCACCGCACGGGCGAGCGCGUAGAAGUGGCAGUGUACGGCGAGCCGGGCGCGUACGUCGGGCUGUCCGCCAUCGACGACGCCUUCUUCACCAUGCAGGCCGGCAACGAGCUCACCUACGCCAAGGUGAUCUCCAAGAUGGCGCACUUCGACGAGGCCACUAAUGGCACGUUCGCGUACACGUGGCGCUCGCACUUCGGCGACGCGGACGAGCUGGUGUACUUCCCCGCCUCCACCUUCGGCGUGGACGCCAACCGCACCUUCGAAUACGCAGGCCUAGUAGUAUUCAGUGACGUGGCGGUCCCGCGGCGACCGUCGGCCUGCAACGCCACCGCGGGUUUCCUCGAGUGCUUAGAAGGCGGCUGCUUCCACCAGUCCUCGCGCUGCGACGGCAAAGUCGACUGUAGCGACCGCACCGACGAGUCUAACUGCCAGCACGACGACUGGUUCGAGCUGAGCCACUUCCGUCAGUUCCGCUUCAACCGCGUGCAGCGCCAGUACGACAACGUGUGGCUGUGGCGCGACAUCAACAUCGGCCCGCACGGCCGCACCGUGCUGACCGUCGACGUGCCGCAGGUUCCUGCUCACUGGACUAUCUCCGCGUUUAGUAUGUCACCGACAUUGGGAUUGGGCAUGUUACACACACCUAUUCGCUAUUCUGGCGUGCUACCAUUCUUCAUCAAGGUAGAAGGCCCCGACGAGUGCAGGCAGGGCGAGCAACUAGGUUUGCGAGUGGUGGUGUUCAACUACCAGCCGCAAGCUAUCGAAGCCGUCGUUGUUUUGGCGGCAUCUAGCGACUACAAGUUCGUGCACGUUGAGGAGAAUGGCAUUGUGCGCUCCUACAACCCGCGCACGUCAUUCGGCGAGCACCAGUUCUUCGUGUGGAUCGCGGCGGGCGACGCGGCCACCGUGCACGUGCCCGUGGUGGCCACGCGCCUCGGCCGCGUGCACGUGCGCCUGCACGCCUCCACGCUCAUGGGCCAGCACCACUACACCAAGACAAUCAACGUGCUGGCGGACGGCCUCCCGCAACACCGGCACCAGUCCAUCCUCCUAGACUUGUCGAACCGCGCCUACGUGUUCCAAUACAUGCACGUCAACGUCACGGAAACGCCCGUCAUCCCGUACGAGGUCGACCGCUACUACGUGUUCGGGUCCAACCGAGCGCGUGUGUCUAUUGUGGGAGAUGUGGUGGGCCCGCUGUUCCCAACCAUGCCCGUCAACGCCUCCAGUCUACUGCAGCUGCCCAUGGACUCAGCCGAACAGAACAUGUUCAGUUUCGCAGCGAAUAUGUACCUGACGCUAUACAUGCGGCUCAUCAACCAGCGCAACCGCACGCUUGAACACGAUGCCUUCUACCACAUGAACAUCCUCUACCAGCGCCAGCUGUCCUUCAUGAAGCCCGAUGGUUCCUUCAGCCUGUUCCGGAGCGACUGGAAUCAAUCAGCGUCGAGCGUCUGGUUGACGUCAUUCUGCGCGAAGAUCUUCCAAGACGCGAGCUUCAACGAAUGGGAGAACUUCAUCUACAUUGAUCCGAAUGUGAUUUCCUUGGCCGUGGACUGGGUGCUACAACACCAGCUGCCGCACGGAGCCUUCUACGAGGUGACGUGGCUGCCGUCACGCAACGACAACUCCACGCUGCACGUGCCUGCCGCUGAGCCCGUCGCCGCGCAACUGCUGGCCGACCCCAACAACCCCGCUGUGCUGGUAAAUAAUACGGUGAUAUCGCAGCGUAACAUUACGCUGACGGCCCAAGUUGUGAUCACGCUGGAAACGGUCAAGAAUCUCAAGGACAUUGGAAUACGAGAGGGUCUAAGCGCGCGCGUGGUGCAAGCCCAACAGCGCGCCAUCUCAUACCUGGAGAAGCAGCUGCGUUUACUGGACGAGUUCGGCGAGCCCUACGCUCUAGCGCUCGUUGCGCACGCGCUCACGUUCUCCAAGGCGCCCAGUUCUGAACACGCAUAUCGCUUGCUCAAGCGCCGCCAGCGAGCAGAAGGUGGGCUCGUAUACUGGGGUCGCGAGCCAGUACCGCCGCCUCCCUACAAGAUGGAGAACCAGAAGCCUUUCCUUCUCCCUCGUCUGCCCUACAAGUACGACUCCAACAACAUCGCGGCCACGGCAUACGCGCUUCUGGCCUGCAUGGACCACCAGGACAACAACGAAGCCAUCGUCAUGUGGCUCAAUGCGCAGCGGCUGCAUGACGGCGGCUGGGCCUCCACACAGGACACAUACAUAGCUCUCCGAGCACUGAUCGAAUACACGAACCGCAAGCGGCUGCGUGACGUCAGCGCAUUAGCUCUGACCAUCGACGCGGUGGCGCUCAACGGCUCCUCGCGGGUGCUGCACAUCGACAACAACAACCUGGCCGUCAUGCAGAGCGUCGAUAUUCCCGAAGCCUGGGGUACAGUGAAAGUGACGGCGCGCGGCGCGGGCUACGCCAUCCUUCAAAUGAGCGUGCAGUAUAACGUGGACGUGGCGCGCUUCCAGACCGACCCGCCUGUGCGGGCCUUCCACCUCGCGCACCAGCCGCUGCGAUACUACGGCCGGAAUCAGUCGCAUAUAGAGAUGCAGUCUUGCGCCAGCUGGAGCCUGCUCUCGGAGUCUCCUCGCUCGGGCCUGGCGGUCCUGGACGUGGGGAUCCCCACAGGCUACAUGAUCCAGCAGCAGCGGCUGGACGCCUACGUGCUGUCGCGGCGCGUGCGCACGCUGCAGCGCGCCAAGUACACGCCCUCCAAGCUCACCUUCUACUUCCACUACCUGGACCACGAGCCGACGUGCGUGAAUUACACCAUCGAGCGCUGGUACCCGGUCGCCAACAUGUCCAGAUAUCUUCCUGUGCGUGUCUACGACUAUUACGCGCCUGAGCGCUACAACGAGUCGAUAUUCGACGCGCUGCCGACGUACCUACUUAACAUCUGCGAGGUGUGUGGCUCUUCGCAGUGCCCCUACUGCGCCAUCUACAACGCGGCGGCGCGCGCCUCGUCCGCUGUCCUGCUGGCAUCUGUCGCCGUCGUCGCCUGCCUCGUAACGAGAGCGUUGGCCGCGCCCUAGCACACAAACAGAACUCGACAACAGCGGGGUUACUCCCAAAAACGUUAUCCAGUUUCGAAUGCUGCCUUCCCUCGCACGUAAUGAAAUGCCAGCAUGAGCGACAGUGACAGAUAGACUCGAAACUACGUAAACAGCGAUGGAGUAGCCCUGCAAAUGUAAUACGACCGAAACUUUUAAUGCUAAACGGGCCAUAUUCCACUUGGUCCGGUUAUAACUGGUAUGAAUACAGGUUAUCUGUUGACAGUUUUACACCUAAGUAAUUUUAUAGAUGGCUCGAGCUAAAACCUGUGUAGACCUAUUAAAUGUCACUGCUUUAAAAAGCAUCAAAACUACUGCGUACAACCUCUGGUAUUGUUGUCAGAAGCGGUAGGUCUAACCAAUUAUAACAACUGCCGUUAAUAAUUGCCACACCAUAGCCGGUGGUUUUAAGGUUAAGCCAAACACCAACGCGAUCAGCCGGCGUGCAGCGAUGGCGAUCAGACUUAAAUGCAUUGAUCGCCAUCGCUGCACGACGACUAAUCGCGUUGGUUUGGCUGAACGCUUAGUAAACACCACGCUUAUUCGACAUCACCUUACUAAACCUUGCGGUAAACAAUAUAAUAUGUAAUCAUAUCUAGUUUCAUUUCGCGAAGGCGAGUGGGCUCUACGCAUGUUUUAAGAGUAUGCUGAUAUGAGAUGAUCGAUCUUAAAAAUGGCAGCCCAAAAUAUUUCGCGUAAUCUGUAUGUCACGCGCAACUAGAUUGGAAAAUUGAUAUUUUUACAAAUUCUUGAAGAAAUUAGAUAAUAUUAACGCGUACAAUACUAUCGAUUGUAUUCGUAACCAGUGAUACUAAAAUCUGCAUAAAAUUCUUAUUAGAAAUUAAGGAUUAAUCGUGAAAACUGUGUGACAAUUUGUUAUUUACCUAAUUAUCUGCGAUAAAUUAUUUGUGUUUCAUUGGAACUUUCCAAAUUAUUUUUAAUUUUAGUAUUUCACGCCACAUCUGGCCUAAAUGUAUUAAUAUUUAGUAUGUUUGUAUAUUGUAAUAAUAUUUCUGUUAUUAACCACCGUUUAAGAUUUAGUUUAUUGAAUCAAAUUGCUAAAAACUUCCAUGUGUAGCAUUAAAUAUUGUUGUAAUAGUAGAUAUAUUUUUGUUGUGCUGGACAUUAACAAUACUUGCUGUAUGUAGUGAAUGCUUGUUACCAGUUGCAGCUCAGAAGUAAUCUCAUUGCAAUCAAAGAAUCUCAUUUUCUUCUCUGUUAUCUACCUUUUCUGCUGUAUCAGGUGAUUAUUCCUUAUUCCAUUCCAAACUAGUAGUAGUGUUAGAUGUUAAGUAGUGUUCAGUCUAGAUUUAUUUUCCAUUUUGUUUUGUACAAACUCCUGAUACUUCUAUCAAGUAUUCUAAUAUAUCCUUCUGUGAAAUUUACCCUAAAAUUAUGUACCAUUUACAAACAAAACUUCCAUCUUUUGCAUAGUCGGUGCUCUGAACAUUUCAGCUUGUUUAACCACAUAAUAAUAAUCGGCAGCUACAUAUCAAUAUUUGAAAUCUAAAUUUUAAUAAUUUAAUGUAAAAGCAUUUGAUGCAGACAAAAGAAAUUAUAUGAAGUCAUAUAUACCCAUGAUGCAAUAAAUCAGUUGAAAGUAGUCAAUAUUUUUUAUGUAAAUAUUUUGGAUAUUGAGUAAAGAUAGUGUAAGUGAAACUUAAUUAUGAAAUGUGAAUUAUAUUUUUAGUAAAAUGACAAAAAAUCAUACCAAAAUUAAAUAUCACAAAAUAUCAAAUGCCUUACUAGCAUAACAAUGGAAUUGAGUAUGAUAAUAUUCUAAAAUUUAAAAUAGUGGAAUCAAAACAUAUUUCACAAGAUUUAUUUAAGUAGUGUAUAAGAAAUGUAUUUUAUUUUGUAUCAAUUGAUAUUUAUUACUUUGUCAUUUUUGCAUGCAGUGCUACGAUGAAUGAUAUUUGACAAUAUAUUUUUAUCAUUAUAUUAAAUGGCUGAAUGUACCAUUAUGUACAAAUGUGCCCGUCCAAAAUUCAAUAACUUAUCAUGAUAGAAUUAAAGAAGUCUAUAAACUUGGAGAGAUAGUAUUUUAAGGUCAUAGAUGUGUAAAAAACAUGUUACUUAAGUAGUUUCCGUCCAAAAUUACCCAUGACUGAUUUCUUUUUUACUUUUGUAUGUAUUUGAGUGUAAUAUUUUUUCUUAAGUUGUUACACAAACCAAGUUAAUGUAAGUGUGGUGAAAUCUCAUUAUUGACAUUUACAUAGAUUUAUUUCUAAAUAAAAAACUUAAAAGUA
Messenger RNA from Ostrinia nubilalis (European corn borer), 8840 nucleotides. RefSeq names its product CD109 antigen (gene Mcr). Lineage: Eukaryota; Metazoa; Arthropoda; Insecta; Lepidoptera; Crambidae. Gene Ontology annotation, molecular function: protein binding; endopeptidase inhibitor activity. Bases 241 to 6573 code for a protein of 2110 amino acids. Gene Ontology annotation, cellular component: extracellular region. The record is from RefSeq and is a predicted model, not a curated record. The transcript is spliced from 39 exons.